Molecule: messenger RNA, 6906 nt
Organism: Owenia fusiformis
Lineage: Eukaryota; Metazoa; Annelida; Polychaeta; Sabellida; Oweniidae
Source: the annotation of a GenBank genome assembly
AAAAAAGUUUGAGUAUGGCGGACGAUAUUAUUUUUCUUGGAUAUUUUGUCUAUCUUUGCACGUAUACUGGAUGAAAUCACUAUAUGCGUCUCCACUUUAGCAGUUCUGGUGUCAUGAAGUAAACAACAUCAGACUCACUCAUUCUACCAUUCAACAUGAGUAAACAAACAGAAGGACGUGAUGUUAGUGGAUCAUUCCGCUAUGGCUCAAGCAGAAAGAUGGAGCUCACAUUGCGGAAGGAACUCGAUGAUUUAACCAAGAAAUCAAUGUUGGAAAUUGCUGAAAUGAAAGCAAAACAAAUAAUGGAACAGAGGACAGAUGCUGAGGAAACUACAAGGAAAUUGAGCCCAGAAUUCAAGCAUCAAAAAGCUCGCAAGAAACUGAAGUCUCAGCCAAUGUUUCAUCCAGAAUUACAAGACAGAUUACCAAGUCCCCCUGCCAAACCAAUACCCAAUGUUCCCCCUUACAACCCACUUGACAAGGGUGAAGCGAGAGUUGUCUCAGCAAAGAAAACUAGAUCCUACCCAUAUACAAAACCUGAAGUAGUGACGACUACAGACUUGAAAAAACCUAAGGUGUCUAGUGUUGGUGUGGUUCCCUCCCGUAAUACAGAUGAAGUACAGGGUUUACAUGUUGUAAUGAAGGGGCGAUCUGCCAUUGGUAUAGAUGAUCAGACCAUUGAUAUGGUAAAUCAGGCUAAUAAAGAUAAAACCAGACCCACUCCCAGAGGCCCCAUACUGGGUAGACCUACUGAAGAAGCAGUGGAUUCUGGGCCUAAACCUGCUUUGCUGGUAGAGACUGGAUCUGUAGUUUCAGCUCCCUUUGGUGUGCGUGCCAAACCACAAGCUAGGCCAAUAACAGAGCUCACAACACGUACAAAGAAAAGGCCAAGAGCAAUGCCAGAUGAUCGUGUAUUUAGACAGUAUGAUGAUGUCAUAGCAGAUAUAGAUGAAGAUGGGAGAAACUUAAAUGAUUGGAGAAAUCAGGAUGAAGUUCGUAGCCAGGCCUCCAGUACUACUUCGGUGAAAUCAGCCAAAGAACUGCUAGAAGAGGCAAAGGGUCUCACUGCUGCAGGGGCAGAUAAGAUCUAUAUGAGACACAGUAAAGCCAAUCUUUCCCCACCAGGCAGGAAAAACAAUCAAAGCUUAAAUGCAUUGCAUCCAAAAGGUAGCAAGAGUAGCAAAAGUCGACAUGAUGAUUCCAUCCAGCGUGAGAAAUCUGAUGUCAGAUCUGUGGAUGAGAUCAUUAUGGCUUUAAAGGUCCAAUCAAGAGAGGGAACGGUAUCUGAAGCAGAUAGGAAGAUCCAAGAGAUCAUGUCCAGAGUGAUGUCCAGUGCAAGUGCUGUGCUCAGUGACAUAGGGAACCGUCAAGUAUCUGACCUCGAAAGUGUCAAUGAAGAGGGCCCAAGACCAACCGAGAACCUGGCACAAAUGGAACAAGUCAAAGAAAAACUAGAAGAGGUUCAAAAUGAUGAAAAGACUGACAUUGAUGAUAAUAUAAUAGAGAAACAGAAUCAAUCAGAGGAGAAAGUGCCCAUACCAGAAAUCAUCAUAGACAAUGCUACUGUAGCAUCAACAAAUGAAAAGCCCUCAGAGAAACAUGUCAGAAUAGAGGCCCCUGGUGAUGACACUAAACGAAGAAGGUCUAGUGUUACCGAUGCCAAAAAUCUUUCCAAGGUUAUCACCUCUGAUCUCAAAGAGGUCCCGGAAAUUGAUCAAAGUGGAAUAAAAAUGAAAAUUGACACUGAUACUGGACAGAUGAUGAUUGAGCCUAGAGUGGGGGAGGACUUUACUUUUACUGAUACACCCUCCCCUCCUGGCACACCUCAGGUUGAUCAAGAACAGGCGCUGCAUGACCUCCAUCAACCAAAACAUGUGACUUAUGAAGAUAUAGUUAGUAUACAAGCCAAAACAGCAGCAUUAUUUGACAGACCUAAGUUUAAAGUGACAGCCACUGGAAAAAUCGCAAAGCCAUUUGUACAUGAGAAUGUAGCCUCUUUUCUGUCGGCAUGGAAACCAACUAGAAAAUAUGAGUUACAUGAGAAGAAAGUAGGCCCAGAUUUGGAGAGGAAUAUUCAUCAUUUCUGUAUGACCAAUGAGGAUAUCCAACUCCCAAAGGAACUACGAGGGACCAUGAGGCGUAAUUUGGUGGCAGGGAGAUACCAGAACAUGAAUGAACAACCAGAAGAGAAUGAUGACAUUGUUUGGUUUCACCCAACAACCCCCACCUCUCCUACUAGACUCAACACAGCAGAUGCUUUGGUUGAACAGGAGGAAGAGAGAUCCCAUCAGAGACAGCGAAUGUCUGCAGCUGCCAAACGAAUCCUUGAUAAUGCAAAGAUGGAAGCACCCUCUGGUGGCCAAGGAGAUGAUGAAACGCUUGAGGCGUGGCAGGCAAGAGCUCAACAAUUGUUUGAUGCACCAGACAUUAGCAUUGAGGGAGAAAAGAUGGAUGUUAAGUGGGAUGAGUCGAGGAUGUACUGGAACCCUGCUCCUCCUAAAAUGGACAUUGCCCCAGCCAGAGUAAAGGAUCAUCUGUUCAGUGAUUACCAUGGUGCAGCUUUAGCAAUGGAGACUGCUGCAACUACAGGCUUCCUAGGUGAUGAUGAAGAGACUAUUGCUGAAGAGGAGGAGAGUGUAUAUGAAUAUGCUGAUCCUGAGGAGAUGGCCAUGAAAGAAAGGGUUCUCCAAAGGAGGUACCAUUCCUCCAGGGACCUCAGCAACCUUGAGAAGAGCAAGAUACAAAGAGAGAAAGAUAUUGAAGAAGGAAAGUUAGAUGAAUUUGGUGAACCAAUCAAGAAAGAGAAUACAAAUGAACCUGCUCAAGAAGAGAGGGCUGAUCCAGUAAGCAAGAAAGCUUUGUCAUUCGUUGAGAUGCGUCGUACAUACUCAAUGGCACAAUCAGCUAUUGAUUUAAUGAAGAAGAAGAAAGAGGAAAAGAGAGAGAUGACAGAUCAGGAAAUAUUUCCUGUAUUUGUCAAGGAGAGGCGGAGUCAGUCUUGUCCAAAUCUGCUUGGAGAGUUUGAGGAGUUUGUAAUGAUUCCACAGGAUUUUAACACUGCUAUGGAGGAGGUGAAGAGGCACAAAGAGAUGUUGCAGAAAGUGACAACUGAGAAAAAAUUAACUCCUUUUGUCAAACCUCAAGUUACAAUUGCUGAACAGAUCAAAGACAACGAAGAACAGUUCAACCAGUUUGCCAUGGUGUCCCAAAAGAAAGAUGAGAAAACUCCUGCAGAGCUGGCUCUGGAGGCUGGAAGAAAUUAUGUGUUAUUACCAAAGAACAAAAAAUCAAAAGUUGAUAAAAAGAAAAAGAGGAAGGUAACUGAUAUGGCAAGACUGGAGCAGAUUGAGAGGUUUCUAAAGAUACCAGCAAGACCCUUACAGCGUUCUAUGUCUCUGCCUAGAGUUAGAGGUCCAAUAGAAUAUGAGCUCAGGGUACCACCACAAGUCAGAAGAAGGGAGAGAGGUAGUGUCCCUGACAUCUUCAAUUUCUCAAAGUAUGCCAUGGAAAAGGGAGCAAAGGAAGGUGUCGACAUGAGAGAAUGGACACGUGAUAUAUGGAAUGAAUGGUUUGAUCUAGUUUUCCCAGAAAACCCACUGGAGGCCAUUAAGAAACAAGAAGAGGAAGACAAACUGGCCAAAUUUCUCAAAUUAUCUGGUCAAACUAAGAAAGUGGAAAAAGUGCCUGAGACACCUGCAUCUACUAUUGUAUCACUUAAAGACUUUAAUCUUGAGGACCAAACUGAACUUGAUGACACACCAGAAGGUCGUCAGAUAAUGGAGAUUCUGCUUGAGGAGAUACAGAGGCUUUCUGCAUUGAUAGAAUCAUCUGACAAUCCACGACCUUUUGACCUCAGCAGACGGGGUGCCAUCUAUAGAAAGCUUGGUUUACUGAAAAAGUCACAGAUUGACCUUGACCUUGCUAUAGACAUGGAACCCUUACUUAUAGAUGCAUAUUGGCACAGACACAUGCUGUAUAUAUUACAAAACAAUGAUGACAAAGCAUUGGAAGACCUCCAGAUGAUACUAAAACAUCAUAAAACACACUCAGGAGCAUAUAGAUCAAGAGCUGAGAUCUACAAAAGAAGGGGUGAUAUUAUGAUGGCAAUUAUCAAUUACUCUCAAGCUUUGAAGUUCAACCCAGAGGAUUAUGAAUCUUACUAUUGUAGAGCAGAAAUGUAUGAAGAGAAUGGAGAUAUGCUACUAGCACUAGAAGACUAUGCUGAGGCCACAAAACUGAUGCCAAGUAAAACUGAUGCUAUUUUGAAACAUGGACUUCAUUAUUUCAACAAUAAGAGCUGGCAAAUGGCCAUCAAUGACUUCACUCAGUUGUUGAAGCAGGAACCUAACAAUAGUGAGGGUAGGACAUAUAGAGGGCGUGCUUAUGCAAAGAUUGGAGAAUGGAAUGCAGCCAUUGAGGACCUGUCUGCUGCCAUACAUCUGGACCCCAACAACUGGCUGGCUUUCUACCAUAGAGGAUGUCUGUUGAGAAAAUUGAAUCAAAAGAAAGCCUUGCAAGAUUUAAGUCAGUCUAUUCUAGCCAAUGAAAGUGAAGAAAAUCAGAUGGCGUUUCUGCAUCGUGGGAUAUUGUACGUUGAAAUGAAUCGUUAUGAUGAAGCUAUACCUGAUUUUGAGGCUGUGUUGAGGUUGAACAACCAAGUGUCUCUGGCACAUCUCAACCUAGGGCUGAUUUACCUGCAGUAUAAAGAUGAUUACCAAAGGGCCAUACGUAAGUUCACGUCUGCUAUCAAGGUCACUCCCACAUUUGUCAGGGCGUAUAUAUGUAGGGCAGAGGCAUAUCACAAAAUACAUGACAUUCCUAAUGCUCUGCUGGAUUACACCAGGGCAAUACAUCUGCGUCCUGAUGUUCACCAUUACUACAUGAUGCGGGGUCAAAUGGUGUUGAAGUUGGGCAAUCUUGAAUUAGCAGCAUUCUGUAUAAGACAUGCAUCAGAAUUAGGAGAAGGUUUGGGUCAAAGUCCAACACAGCAAGCUAUUGUACAAUCUUUCCUGAAAAACUAUGGCAAGGCAAUAGAAAUCCUGUCCAAGGCCACCAGAGUGAAACCAAUCCCGCCAUUGUUUACACUCCUUGGCAAAAUGCAGAUGAAAAACAAGGAGUUUGAAGGUGCAGUGGAAAGCUUUAAUAAAGCUCUUGAUUUGCUGAAACCAUGGCAAGAUCGAGACUCCUGGCCAUUUGAGGCUGCUGAGGUGAAUUACUUGAAGGGGGUGUCUCAAAUGGAGAUGAGGCAAUACAAUGAGGCACACGAUGCUUUCAACAUGGCAUUGAAAAUUGAUGACAAAUAUGCAGAGGCAUACUACCAGAGAGGGUUGUCCAGAAUGAGGCUUAAGCAGGCCAAAGGAAUCCAAGAUUUCAACCGUGCCCUUGCACUUGACCCCAAGAUAUUCCAGGCUUACCUCAGCAGGGCAGCUUAUUAUGGUCUCAGAGGGCAAUACAGCAAGGCUAUCCUCAAUUGUAACGAGGCCAUUAAGUUACAACCGAAAAGUGUUAGGGCUUAUUUGUAUAGAGGUGCUCUGAAGUUCCACAUCAAGGCAUAUAUGCUUGCUAUAAGAGAUCUGACAGAGGCAACUAAAAUAGACAACCAGUGUUCACUCGCCUACUUCAACAGGGCUGUGUGCUAUCAUGAAAGCAAGGAUUAUGCAAAGGCCUUGAAUGAUUAUGGAAUUGUUCUCCUGAUUGGCGACCAGCUCCUGCUAAAGGACAGAAAUGCUUGUGACAAGGUAUUGGUAAAUAGAGGUCUGUUGUACUUUGACAGAAAGGAUUAUAAGAAUGCCCUUCAUGACUUCUUACUAGCUGCUAAAGUCUGUCCCUGGGACCAGAAGAUACACCAUACCCUAGCUCUAUGUUACCACAAGCUUAAUCGUCUUGAAGAUGCAGUGAAGUCAUUCACAAAGGCCAUUGAGCUGGACAUGUUCUUCUUGGAUGCCUACAUAGGACGUGGAAAUGUCUUCAUGGACUACGGCCACACUUUUGGACACAUGUUUGCUAAAAAUGACUAUCAGAGAACCUUAAAAUUAGAUCCCACAUGUCUCCAGGCCAGAGUUAACCUGGCGUACAAUCUACAGGUUACUGGGAAAUUCCAGUUGGCAUGGCAACAGUUUACAUUGGCCAUUGAGAUUAAUCCAAAAUUCAAACCUGCUCUUGAGGGUAGAGCAAUAGUGAACCUCCAAAUGUCAGAUACAUUUGCAGCAUACCAAGACAUCAAUACCUCUGUGAAUAUAUCUCCAACUGCAGAAUUGCUGACAAACAGGGGAGUCAUACACCAGUACAUGAAUGAUAGAGCCAAUGCAAUGCGGGAUUACCAGUCUGCUAUAAAAUUAGACGCCACUUAUUCUCUAGCUUACUUCAAUUCUGCAAAUGUCUACUUUGCAAUGAGGCAGUUCAAACAGGCAAAGGUCUAUUAUGACAAAGCCAUACAGUUUGGUGAUCGUGACGAGUCUGCAUAUCUAAAUCGUGCAAUCACCAAUGUAAUGCUACGUGACUCUAAUGCUGCUAUAGAAGACUUCCAACAAGCAAUCAAACUUAGCCCUCAUUCAGCCCAUAUGUACUUCAACAGAGCAAAUCUCUAUUCAAUGAUGAAACAGUAUGACUUGGCUGAAAAAGAUUACACUAAAGCUCUUGAGCUCCAGCCUGAUGAUGCGCUUGUCUAUAAGAGACGUGCUGAUGUUCGGGGAAAACAAGGAAUAAAAGAUGGCGCCAUAAGUGACUAUAAAAGAGCAAUUGAGAUACAAAGUAUGAACAGAUAGCAAAACUCAAAAUUACUGUUGAAAACCAAAGAAACUACAGAUCAGUGAAUGUAUUACAUGAAUAGUAUUAUGAACAUUUUUAAGGCAGCAAAUUGAAUAUUCCGUCCAUAUGAAGAAACAGUGUGAUAUUGACAUAAAAUGA